This is a messenger RNA of Lactuca sativa (garden lettuce), 1134 nucleotides long. RefSeq lists its product as uncharacterized. The record is from RefSeq and is a predicted model, not a curated record. Lineage: Eukaryota; Viridiplantae; Streptophyta; Magnoliopsida; Asterales; Asteraceae. Gene Ontology annotation, biological process: protein folding; protein import into mitochondrial matrix; protein stabilization. Gene Ontology annotation, molecular function: protein-folding chaperone binding; zinc ion binding. Gene Ontology annotation, cellular component: mitochondrion.
UUCUUCAUCUCAAUGUGAAACGGCGACUUCUCAAAUCUCACUCCCACCCAAUUAAGACGUCAGGAGCCCAAUCCUGCUUCGUCGACGAGACGAAGGGGUGUUUGAGGUAUCUUUUCAGAGGGCAAAAUGAUUUUUAGGAAAAGUUUCAAAAAGUCAGUUCCUGAUUUUCUUUUCCUUCUCUAAAAAAUCCAAACAUCUUUUCUUUUAUCUUUUUCCCAAAAUCUUUUCUCUUUGUCUUUUUCCCAAAAUUCCCCUCUCAAAAAUAUCACAAACACCCCGAAGACAGAGUUACCGGCCGCCUGUGGAUGCCCUUCCGUCUCACCGCCUGUCGACGCCCUUCCGCCUCACCUCCGGUCUUCAUGUCACGAGCUUCGUUUUGCUAGAAAUCGACUCGACAGUCGACUGUGUUUCAUGGAUACUCGACUAUAACUUCACAGUUCACAUCCCCUCGACCGACGACACCUUAGGCAACAAAGGGAGAUUUUGUGCUCCUAAAAAACGCAGAUGCAGGGCUCCAUGGCUUCUUCCGUCUUUUCUCUGCCUACAACACUCAAAGCUCAAAGACAAAGACCCGCUCUUCUUCCAUGCCCUAAUUUCAUUCAACCUCACUUAACCUUCAAAUUUCCCAGAUUAGGGAUUUCUUAUUCAAAAAGAAAAGAAUCAAGACUUGUGAUUUCUUGUUUGGUUGAAGAUAAUCCUGAAGCGUGUCAAGAAUCAAAUCCCGGAGCAACAAUAGAUCUCAAACUCCCAAGAAGAAGCUUGUUAUUACAUUUUACCUGCAAUUCUUGUGGUGAAAGAUCAAAAAAGCUCAUAAACAGAUUAGCUUUUGAAAAAGGGACAGUUUUUGUACAGUGCACAGGGUGUUUGCAGUAUCACAAACUUGUUGACAAUCUGAAUCUUGUGGUUGAAUAUGAUUUAAGGGAGGAAACAGAUAUGAGUUCUGAUACAACAGAUCAAGUUUAGGAAAUCAACAUGAGUUUAUAUUUAUGCUGUAAAUUUUGAUCUGGAUUUUGCUUUUGCAUAGAUAUAUAUUUAUUUGCAAGGAGUUUUGAAUCAUAUAAUGGUUGGAAAACAUACAACUUGAUAAAAGGAGAAUCCAAUGAACAAAAAUGCUAACUUUUAAUUACAUCUUCA